GCAAAAUGUCCUCAUGAACGGCAUCACCGUUAUUGUAGGUUCCAUCAUUGGAAGUGGUAUCUUCGUGUCACCAACUGGUGUCCUGAAGUAUACUGGUUCAGUUAACGCUAGUCUGCUGGUAUGGAUUGCUUCUGGAGUUUUCAGUAUGAUAGGAGCAUACUGCUACGCGGAGCUGGGCACCAUGAUCAGACUGAGUGGAGCUGACUACGCGUACAUCAUGGAGACGUUUGGACCAUUCGCUGCUUUCAUCAGGCUCUGGAUUGAGUGCAUGAUCGUCAGGCCUUGCUCACAGGCGAUCGUGGCGCUAACGUUCAGCGUGUACGUGUUGAAGCCAAUAUUCCCUGAAUGUGACCCGCCUGAGGAUGCCACCAGGUUGCUUGCUGCUUGCUGUAUAUUGCUGCUAACGUUCGUGAACUGCUGGUCAGUGCGAGCAGCCACGAGGGUGCAGGACUGGUUCACAUACGCCAAGCUGUUGGCUCUGUUCAUCAUCAUCGCUGCCGGCAUCUACCAGCUCUGUAGAGGAGAGGUGCAGCACUUCACGUUUGAGGGAACCACCAACGAUGUGACUUCUAUCGCGCUCUCCUUCUACUCUGGACUCUUCGCUUACAACGGAUGGAACUACCUGAACUUCAUAAUCGAGGAGUUGAAGGAUCCAGUGAGGAACCUGCCCCGAGCUAUCGCCAUCUCCUGCACCCUGGUCACCGUGGUCUACACAUUCACGAACGUCGCGUUCUACACUACACUCUCUCCUACUGAAGUCCUCGGAUCUGCGGCGGUUGCUGUAACGUUCGCGGAGCGUCUGUUCGGUUGGUUUGCUCUCUCCAUUCCGCUGUUCGUCGCUGCUUCUACCUUCGGAGCCGUCAAUGGUGUACUUCUUACUUCUUCAAGACUGUUUUACGCGGGUGCAGCUCAAGGACAGAUGCCGGAGAUGUUGACGAUGGUGAGCGCGCGAGCGACGCCGGCGGCCGCAGUACUCGCUGUAGCAUUGCUCAGUCUGGUCUACCUCACAGUCUCCGAUAUUUACGCACUCAUCAACUACGUCGGCUUCGCUACCUGGUUAAGUAUCGGCGCUGCAGUACUGUGCUUACCGGUGUUGAGGUACACACAACCCAAUCUCGAACGACCCAUCAAAGUGAACCUCUUCUUCCCCGUGAUCUACAUAAUCUGCACAAUCCUGGUGGUGGCGUUCCCUGCCUUCGCAUCUCCCGCGGAGACAGGCGUGGGAUGUCUGAUGAUCCUCACUGCCGUGCCGGUAUACCUACUGCUGCUGCAUCCCAGGACCAGGAUCAAGUGGCUCAGCUCCAUCACUAUGAACGCAUUCAACGAAAUCAGCUUUCGACAACAUAUCCGACCAUCGGUAAGGCCGCUCUACUUGUCUGUUUUAUCAUGAGAGUACAAGAACAACAAUUAAUAAUAAUAAUAUUAUACCUCAUUUUAAAAUUAAAAAAAAAA
Molecule: messenger RNA, 1452 nt
Organism: Spodoptera littoralis (African cotton leafworm)
Lineage: Eukaryota; Metazoa; Arthropoda; Insecta; Lepidoptera; Noctuidae
Source: the annotation of a GenBank genome assembly